GUCACUCCUCAAUACAGGCAAAAACUUUCGAUUUGAGUUUCAGGCAAUAAACUUCUCCAUUUCCCGUUUCCGUUUCGCUGGGUCUCCCCACUGGUAGGAUGCUGACGAGGGGCUACAAUCGACCGCCAAAGCGUAAGCUGAUCCCCCAACUAUUUAGCAACAUCUUGCGGGUGAUCGCCGAUGCCGAUCGUCCGCUGACACAGCAAGAGAUCGUUGAGGGUGUGGCCGAGCGCCUGGAUCGCUGCGACGAGGAGUUAAAGCGACAGAUCACGGUCGCUCUCAACGAUGCCCUCAUCUACGGCUAUCUGCGGAUCAAGGACCAUUGCUACUCGGUGGUCACCGAUUGCCUGGACCCCAGCGAGCGGCGGGCCAUGAGCAGCUCGGCGCCACAGCAGAAGACAUCUAGAGACGGAACCUCGGGCACGCGGGUCCAGCGAUCUGUCUCCGUACGCCUGGAUACCAGCAGUCCGCAUGCUUCAAUCUCCUAUGGAACAGCUGGAGCCUCGGACUCGGAUGAACAACGGCUGCUCGAGCGGCGCUCAAGGGCUCAAGAGCCUGCCGAAGAGGGAGUAGAGCCGGGCACAGACACCGCUCCCACUUUCAGGCACAGGUUGCCGUCGAGCCAGAGCAGGAGACCCAGCGAAUUGGAGUGAUGCGUUCCCCCCAAAAAGUAGUGCAGAAAUUAUACAUUAGAGCAACAAUAGAUAAACCAUAUGGAAGGUAC
Messenger RNA from Drosophila guanche, 724 nucleotides. RefSeq lists its product as uncharacterized. The record is from RefSeq and is a predicted model, not a curated record. NCBI's taxonomy places the organism in Eukaryota, Metazoa, Arthropoda, Insecta, Diptera, Drosophilidae. The coding region runs from base 99 to 653 and encodes 184 amino acids. The transcript has a single exon.